Molecule: messenger RNA, 3369 nt
Organism: Daldinia childiae
Lineage: Eukaryota; Fungi; Ascomycota; Sordariomycetes; Xylariales; Hypoxylaceae
Product: MMS19 nucleotide excision repair protein like protein
Exons: 3
Coding region: 1-3369 (1122 amino acids)
Biological process (GO): iron-sulfur cluster assembly
Cellular component (GO): cytosolic [4Fe-4S] assembly targeting complex
Source: RefSeq, a predicted model, not a curated record
AUGGCGGGCGUUAAGUUUGACGAUCUCGCUUUGCAGUAUGUCCUCACAGAUGAGAACGAUCGGGAACAAGCAAUAUCAGAGGAAGCAGCCACAAGAAUUCAAGAGUCCACGAACAGCAGAAUAGCUGUCGGCCAGUGGGUCGCAUCUAUAAAUCGUUGGAUUCAACCCGGCGAUGAUUCCAAUGAUGACAACUUCAUCGCGCGGGCGAAGGCGCUAGAUUUUCUAGCCAGUACCCUUGGGGUUCUUAAGAACAGAGAUGUGCCCUUGAAAGCUGAUCAAAUUAAGCUCUUGGUGACUUUCUUUGGUUCCCUCUUUUCAAGCGACCACCGAGCUGGUGUUACAGCUUCUGCCAAAGCAUUAACGCAUCUGGUUAGCAUGAAGUCAUUCCAACCUACUCUAGGAGAUGAUAUAAUUUCAAGCGUCUGUAAAUUGGGCGAUGAUUUCAAACUACAAACACCAAUGACACGCCUAGAGCUCUAUGAAUUAUUUAUUGGGCUGCUCCAGGAUCCUGCUGUGGCCAAUGAGCUUGAAUACCGCCAUGGAAAUACCUGCGGAUUUAUAACCAGUCUCCUGGACCUAUGCCGGAACGAAAGGGAUCCGUUGAAUUUAAUGAAGUGGUUUGAGAUUCUAAAAACAUUUCUGCAGAACUUUUCACCCUCAGAAGAUAUUACGUUAGAAGUCUUUAAGACCUUCUCAGCUUAUUUCCCUAUUUCUCUGCGGUCAUCAGCUACACCGUCAGGUAUUACCGCUGAUGAUCUGAAGGGCGCUGUGCGAUCAUGCUUCGCCGCCCAUUACCGCGUGGCUAACCAUGCGAUACCAUAUCUUAUUAACAAGCUUGAUCAGGGGGACGCGGUAACUGUCGCCGUAAAGGUUGACAUUCUACAGACCCUUGACGCAUGCUUAGUACAAUAUGAGCAUCCCAAGAAAAGUGUUAUUCCAUUUGCUGAUCAAAUAUGGAACUCACUUAAAUAUGAGGUUCGAAACGGCGAGAUACCGGAUACUAUUAAGGCAACUCUGAAGGUCAUACGAUCCCUUACCACACGGCUUGACGAGGAUGAGCUUCGAUCAUUCUUAGCAAGCGCUUGGAGGGAUCUUGUUGAAGACUUAUCCAGUCCAACCUACACGGCUCAGGCUGGUAGACUCCUGGUUGCAAUUUCUGGGGCUGAUUUCCAGUCGUUUUCGAGUAUCACUCCCCAGGCCAUAUCCCAUGCUCAAUCUACACUUAGACAUACCCAAUCCGCAUCACAUAAACAAGAACUCGUGGCGUUACUCAAUUCGAUACUCACCAUACGAUCGCAUUUAAUCGAUACACUGAAGGAUGACCUAAAUGUCGAUAGGAGCUUUGGCCUACUAAAGGACGAACUAUUUGGUGAUUCGCUCUUCUCUGAGGUCUAUGAGCCUCUGUGGGAAGAAAUCUCGGGUUCUCAGGCAGCAGAGCAAGUAGGUGUCUUCAAGAAGAUUUUGGAAGGACUUGCUGUUCUUGUAGGGCAGCGAUCUAGUGAUGCCGGUCCUUCUCGUCAGCUGUGUUCUCCUUCCACUUGCGAGAAGAUCUUUAGUUGGCUCGCAAGCCCAUCUAUCAUCUAUCCUUUGGAAGGCAAAAAGUUCAAUCAAAACAAUAGCGAUACAAACCAAGACAUCCGGGAUGCUGCUGUUGCAGCGCUGAAGGAAGCUGUACCUUUAUACCCCCCGGCAUUCCAACUCCUGCUGCAGCAGUACCUCUCCUCACUCAAGGUAGCAUACCAGCAGCAACUCGCUUUAUAUGAGCUCCCCUUAGAGAUUAAACUGGUUGCUGGUACCCUAUGUGAAGUUGGUAACUCAAAUUCUCUCGGAAGCCAUUCCUUAUUAUCAAACUCCGUCUCCCUAAUCAACACCCUACUCGAGGGGUUAUUAUGGAUGUUAUCAGAGCAGGCACCAAUAAGAUAUUGGACUGCGCUCAUCUGUUCUAUUCACUUUUCUAUUAUACAGUCCUUGGGUUCCACGUCAAAACAAACACCCGACACCUUGCAGCCAAAGCGGCCUGGUAUUACAAAGGAAUGGUACAUACAAUUUACUAAAAAUAUUGAGAAUGCUGGGGCCCCUCGACUUGACCUAAACAAGCCUGGAAACCCCGAGCCGACGAUUAAAGCACUUGAAGGAUCAGAGACAGAUGGAAUCGACGCUCAUCAGCAGCUAUUGGCAUACUCUCUGUUUGUUGUGGAGCAGUUAUACCGUCGUUUCACUACCGUCGAGUACCAAAGUGACGAAAACAACAGAAACGGGCCCCAAAUAGGACUUGGUAAAGAUUUCAAGGGGGGACGUGAUUCCGAUAUUGAACAAGAUAUAUGUCUUCAUCAACUUGGUCUUCUAGCCGCGUCAGUUGUUCGGGCUUUAAAUGAGGAGGAACAGAAGGCUCUGGACCUAAGCAAGGAUGCAUUCAUUCUUUUCCAUAGUAUCGAUUCCACCAAAGCUACUACCUCAGGAUAUUUAGCCCCAGAGGCUAUUGGAGUAAGCCCAUUGGACGAAUUCCGUACAGCACCUUUAUCGAUGGGUAUCCUUCAGGGUCUCUAUCCUGGUGUGAUGAACGCAGAGGCUUCGGGAUCUAUGGUUCUCAUCGUCCGUAGCAUUCUUCAUUUCUUAGCCGGCGAUGUGGCACGAUUCAGGAGUAGUCCUGAUACACAUAACGCAUUACUCAAGAUGGUGUGUGAAAAAGCGCCAUCGGAACCCACACUAGGCCGCUCAUUAGCAAGGAACUUCGAAGUACUCGUUAGUCCUAAGGAGUGCCUUGAGAAAGAAAACCAUGCGAUUCGAAAGAGACUAAGCGGCGAGUGGCUGUACUUUAAGGUCAUCCAGCCUUAUUUGAAGGACUGCUUCCCUAGCUCGGGGGUGGAUGAGAGAGUUACAGUUAAUCGAGCUAUAAUGGUGUUCGCGAUCCUAAAGCACCUGAAGUACGAACAGUACUCCAGCGACAUUGAACAGAUCGUGCGGAUCGGUAUCCGAUCUCUAUCUACCUUUGAUACCGGCGUGGAAAUGGAAUGCUGCCUUAACGUCCUGCUCCAAGUCCUUGAGAAGGAGCCGGACGCACUUAAAGAGCAUAUAGCUGGUCUUAUCUCAGGUAUGAUUGUAGUCUACGAGACGGCUAAAAGGGGAAGCAAAACUACGGAGUCAACAGAGGAUCAUACGGCGUUUAAGAGCAAAGGAAAGGAACGAAUCCUGUGCCGGAAAUUUGCGUUGGAAUUCUUCCAGAAACUACCAACUUCGUACGAGUCUCAGUAUCUCGUGCCUUACCGCCAGCAACUACUACGUCCUCUGUCGGCAGCUUGUGGGGACUCGGUUAGAGAGAUUCGUCGAACGGCACUGACAGCUAGGAAGGCCUGGGAAGCGCUUGCUUAA